CUGCAGCCAGACCGCCCGUCCUAGCCAAAGCCAGCUGGUGCCCACUCGCCCUCACCCAUGGGGAACAGCAGGAGCGGGGCGCUGUCCAAGGAGAUCCUGGAGGAGCUGCAGCUCAACACCAAGUUCACAGAGGAGGAGCUGUGUACCUGGUACCAGUCAUUCUUGAAGGAGUGCCCCAGCGGUCGCAUCACCCGGCAGGAGUUCGAGAGCAUCUACUCCAAGUUCUUCCCCGAUGCAGACCCCAAGGCCUAUGCGCAGCACGUGUUCCGCAGCUUCGAUGCCAACAGCGAUGGCACCCUGGACUUCAAGGAGUACGUCAUCGCCCUGCACAUGACCACCGCGGGCAAGCCCACCCAGAAGCUGGAAUGGGCCUUCUCCCUGUACGACGUGGACGGCAACGGGGCCAUCAGCAAGAACGAAGUGCUGGAGAUCGUCAUGGCUAUUUUCAAAAUGAUCAACCCUGAGGACGUGAAGCACCUUCCGGACGAUGAAAACACGCCGGAGAAGCGGGCCGAGAAGAUCUGGGCGUUCUUUGGAAAGAAAGACGAAGAUAAACUUUCAGAGGAAGAAUUCAUUGAGGGGACCCUGGCCAAUAAGGAAAUUCUGCGACUGAUCCAGUUUGAGCCUCAAAAAGUGAAGGAAAAGAUAAAAGAAAAGAAACAGUGAUGCCAACUGCUCAGCUCUUCCCUCCCUCUCACUGCCCCAC
Molecule: messenger RNA, 706 nt
Organism: Octodon degus (degu)
Lineage: Eukaryota; Metazoa; Chordata; Mammalia; Rodentia; Octodontidae
Gene: Rcvrn
Product: recoverin
Exons: 3
Coding region: 58-666 (202 amino acids)
Molecular function (GO): calcium ion binding
Source: RefSeq, a predicted model, not a curated record